Molecule: messenger RNA, 1402 nt
Organism: Rhodofomes roseus
Lineage: Eukaryota; Fungi; Basidiomycota; Agaricomycetes; Polyporales; Fomitopsidaceae
Exons: 6
Coding region: 335-1282 (315 amino acids)
Cellular component (GO): oligosaccharyltransferase complex
Source: RefSeq, a predicted model, not a curated record
CAUAUGAAGCCCCAUACUUCGCGCAAUUCUCUGGUGUCUAGCUCCCGAAGUCUCCUUGUGAGGUAGUACGUGACGCCGAUGUUGUCCGCAUAGAUCCUGAGAUACUGGAGGGCGACGUGGACGCUGAAGAAGGAGGGGGAGAGGAAGAGGCGGAGGAGGAGGGCAUGGGACAUGGUCUAGGGAGCAUAGGGACGGGCGACUGGCCGCAUCCGAGUUCGCGACUCACACAGCUCGCGUCUGGCUCGACGCGCGCCCGGCGACAUCCCCGUGACCGACAUCGACACGUCGCGCGAGCCGCGAGCGCGUCGCAGCACACCGCUCCUCUCCCGCAGCCAUGCUGCUGCCCCUCCUCGCUCUUUUAUUCGCCCCCCUCUGCCUCGCGGCCUCGUUCCAGACAGACCACGCAAAACUCGUCCAGCUCGCCGCCUCAAGCAAUGGCGUCAUCAGGCUAGACGAGCAUUCGUACAAGCUUCUCACGAACCCCAAGAGGACGUGGUCCGCGUCCGUCCAGUUCACUGCCCUCGACAAGAAACGGAGAUGCGGGCCUUGCAAGGACUUCGACCCGAACUGGAACGCGGUCGCAAAGGCGUGGUCUACGGUGCCAGCUGCGGAGCGCGACAACCACUUCUUUGGAACAGUGGACUUUGACCAUGCGAUGAGCAUCUUCCAGCAGCUCGGUCUGCAAUCCGCGCCAGUUGUGCAAGUACUGCCUGCUGUCGAAGGCCCUCGCCGCCCGGCAAGUGGGAGGUCGAACCCCAUCGCCCUUGACUUCUCCGGGGGUUUUGAUGCUGCGCCUCUCGCAGAGCAGCUCUCGCGCCACACACCCGUCCCUAUACCGUACAAGGCACCCAUUGACUACUCGCGCAUCGCCAGCGGCCUAUUCGUCCUCCUGUCCUUCGUCGCAGCCCUCCGCUUCAUCUCGCCCAUACUGAAGUCGCGCUGGACGUGGGCCGCGAUCACAAUCAUCACGUCACUGAUCAUGACGUCUGGCUUCAUGUUCGUGCGCAUCCGUGGUAUGCCGUACAAUGGGCCGAACGGCCAGUGGAUCGCAGGCGGGUACCAGACGCAGUUCGGCCAGGAGGUCCACGUCAUUGCUAUGAUUUAUGGCACGCUUGCAGGGGGUUUCCUGAUGUUGACGUUGGUCGUUCCGAACCAGUUGUCUCCUUCGCGCCAGCGUAUGCAGAUUUACCUGUGGACCGGUGUCAUCUUCGUGAUGUACUCCGUGCUCGUCUCCAUCUUCAAGGAGAAGAACAGGGGCUAUCCGUUCAGACUGCUCUUGUAGGACUCCCAGUAGGUGCAGUGUACAAAAGCGUACUCGUAUCGCAGCUUUCGCAUGUCCAGAUCCCGAUACUUAUUUCGUUGUCCAUUCCGUUCGAACGCGUGAGACGUGAGACGACACAAU